AUGGAAUUUGAGUUUGAUGAUCAAGAAAGGUUCUGUACGACUCCUAAGCUUCCUCUGUUCUCAACUCCAUUGAACAGGGCAUCGGAGACUCCUGGCCUAGAGACGCCGCCUGUGAACAUCGCCGGAUCGGUCCCGUUUGUAUGGGAGGAAGCUCCGGGAAAGCCACGCGUUUUCGUUGAGAACAAACCGCCGAUGUCCAAACAGAACGCCGGAGGAGGAGUCGUGCGGUGCCUUGAGCUUCCUCCGAGGCUAAUCGUGCCUGUAGCGAAUGAGCCAUCUCCGACCACAGUCCUCGAUGGUCCUUACGUUAUACCUCGCCGGUCUCUUUCGGUGAUAUGGAGAAGCGAAAAAGACUCUGAGGGUAGAUUCGACUUUUCACGUUCCACAAACGGCCGCUGCUGCGACGGUGGUACGACGGUGAAGAUCAGUAGAGUAAGAAGAAAAGGAAGCCUCUUGAAUCUCUCUCAUUCCAAAUCACAGUUUUUGGCAAAGGUUUACAAAGGGUUUAAGCAAGUGAUUCCAUGGAGCCGCAGGCAAGAGAAUCUUCCAAGGAUGAGUUCUUCCAAUAUUUAA
Arabis nemorensis is the source of this 573-nucleotide messenger RNA. NCBI's taxonomy places the organism in Eukaryota, Viridiplantae, Streptophyta, Magnoliopsida, Brassicales, Brassicaceae. The record is from the annotation of a GenBank genome assembly.